Varanus komodoensis (Komodo dragon) is the source of this 5034-nucleotide messenger RNA. It is a transcript of the gene RABGAP1, whose product is annotated as RAB GTPase activating protein 1. Lineage: Eukaryota; Metazoa; Chordata; Lepidosauria; Squamata; Varanidae. Bases 176 to 3400 code for a protein of 1074 amino acids. The record is from RefSeq and is a predicted model, not a curated record. The transcript is spliced from 26 exons.
CGAGAGAGAAGACGAGGAGGAGGAGGAGGACUUGGGGCGGCCUGACGGAGGCCCGGCGGCGGCCGCUGCUCCUCCUCCCGCGGGUGAGGGGCGGAGGACGGGCGGAGGCGCUGGCCCGAGGAGGGCACUUAUAACCCAAGCCCAUUCAUGAGUCAAGCUUUCCUUUUUAUAAGUCAUGGAUGACAAAGCCUCUGUUGGAAAAAUCAGUGUCUCUUCAGACUCGGUAUCUACUCUUAACAGCGAAGAUUUUGUCUUGAUUUCCAGGCAAGGGGAUGAAACGCCGUCUACCAAUAAUGGCAGUGAUGAUGAAAAGACAGGACUGAAGAUUGUAGGGAAUGGGAGCGAGCAGCAGCUGCAGAAGGAGCUCGAGGACGUCCUGAUGGAUCCUCCGCUAGAAGACCCCUCGCUUGACCGGGGUCACGAGGAGGAGGAGGAGGAGGAGGAUCACCCCCACGAUGGCGAGGCGGAGGAGCCAGUCCUCCUGGAGGCCUCCGCAUCCUCCACCAUUAACCCCGUGUCCGUGGCGGGCCCUCAGAAACCCGAAAUGAGCCUUCCGGUGAAGCCAGCACGGGGAGAUUCUGAGCAGUCGAGCCCUUUCACUCCGGUGGCUGAUGAGGACAGCGUCGUCUUCAACAAGCUGACCUACCUGGGCUGCGCCUCGGUCAACGCCCCCAGGAGCGAGGUGGAAGCCCUGCGGAUGAUGGCCAUCCUGCGAAGCCAGUGCCAGAUUUCCGUGGAUGUGACACUUUCGGUGCCGAACGUGUCCGAGGGGACUGUGAGGUUGUUGGAACCUCCGACCAACACAGAAAUAGCCAACUACCCCAUUUACAAGAUCCUGUUCUGCGUGCGAGGACAUGAUGGCACUCCGGAGAGCGACUGCUUUGCUUUCACUGAAAGCCAUUACAACUCGGAGCUCUUCCGAAUCCACGUCUUUCGGUGUGAAAUACAGGAAGCUGUGAGUCGAAUCCUGUACAGUUUUGCCACCGCCUUCCGCCGUUCUGCCAAAGAAGCCCCACUCGCGGUCCCUGUCGCCCCGCAAACACCCGACAGCGACAUCUUCACGUUCUCGGUCUCUCUGGAAAUAAAGGAAGAUGAUGGGAAAGGGUAUUUCAGUGCCGUUCCCAAAGACAAGGACAGGCAGUGCUUCAAGCUGCGCCAGGGCAUCGACAAGAAGAUCGUCAUCUACGUGCAGCAGACGACCAACAAGGAGCUGGCCAUUGAAAGGUGCUUUGGGCUCCUCCUCAGCCCAGGGAAGAACGUGCAGAGCGGCGAUAUGCACUUGCUGGACCUGGAGUCCAUGGGCAAAAGCUCUGAUGGAAAAUCUUACGUCAUCACGGGCAGCUGGAACACCAAGUCUCCGCAUUUCCAAAUAGUGAAUGAAGAAACGCCAAAAGACAAAGUGCUCUUCCUGACCACGGCUGUGGAUCUGGUGAUCACGGAGGUGCAGGAGCCGGUCCGCUUCCUCCUGGAGACCAAGGUCCGCGUCUGUCCCGCCAACGAGAGGCUGUUUUGGCCCUUCAGCAAGCGGAGCUCCACGGAGAAUUUCUUCCUGAAGCUGAAGCAGAUCAAGCAGAAGGAUCGGAAGAACAGCACCGGCACGCUCUAUGAAGUGGUGUGCCUGGAGAGCGAGCUGGAAAGGGAGAGGAGGAAAACCACUGCAAGCCCCGCACUCCGCCUGCCGCCGUCGGGACCCCAGGGAUCCACGAUCCCCUCCCCUCCUGAGGAUGACGAAGAGGAGGAUAACGAUGAGCCUCUGCUGAGCGGCUCCGGCGACGUCUCCAAAGAGUGUGCGGAGAAAAUCCUUGAGACGUGGGGGGACCUUUUGGCCAAGUGGCACCUGAACCUGAGUGUGCGGCCAAAGACCUUGCCCGCGCUCGUGAGAAGCGGGGUCCCCGAGGCACUCCGGGGGGAGGUCUGGCAGCUGCUGGCUGGAUGUCACAACAACGACCACCUGGUGGAGAAGUACCGCAUUCUCAUCACAAAGGAGUCUCCCCAGGACAGCGCCAUCACACGCGACAUCAACCGGACCUUCCCUGCCCAUGAUUACUUCAAGGACACCGGGGGAGACGGCCAGGACUCCCUGUACAAGAUCUGCAAGGCCUAUUCUGUCUACGAUGAGGAGAUCGGCUACUGCCAGGGGCAGUCCUUCCUGGCGGCGGUGCUGCUUCUGCACAUGCCUGAAGAGCAGGCCUUCAGCGUUCUGGUCAAAAUCAUGUUUGACUAUGGACUCAGGGAGUUGUUCAAGCAGAACUUUGAAGAUCUGCACUGCAAGUUCUACCAGCUGGAGCACCUCAUGCAGGAGUACAUUCCUGAUCUGUACAGCCACUUCCUGGAUAUCAGCCUCGAAGCGCACAUGUACGCGUCGCAGUGGUUCCUCACCCUUUUCACGGCCAAAUUCCCCCUUUACAUGGUCUUCCAUAUCAUCGACCUGCUGCUGUGUGAGGGCAUCAGCGUCAUUUUUAACGUUGCCCUCGGAUUGCUAAAAACGAGCAAGGACGAUCUGCUGCUGACAGACUUCGAGGGUGCGCUCAAGUUCUUCCGUGUGCAGCUGCCCAAGAGGUACCGCUCCGAGGAGAACGCCAAGAAGCUGAUGGAGCUGGCCUGCAGCAUGAAGAUCAGCCAGAAGAAGCUGAAGAAAUACGAGCGGGAAUACCACACCAUGCGGGAGCAGCAGGCCCAGCAGGAAGACCCCAUCGAGAGGUUCGAGCGGGAGAACCGGCGCUUGCAGGAAGCCAACAUGCGGCUGGAGCAGGAGAACGACGACCUGGCCCACGAGCUGGUGACGAGCAAGAUCGCCCUGAGGAAGGACCUGGACAACGCAGAGGAGAAGGCGGACGCCCUGAACAAGGAGCUGCUGAUGACCAAGCAGAAGCUGAUCGAUGCGGAGGAUGAAAAGAGGCGCCUGGAGGAGGAGGCUGCUCAGCUCAAGGAGAUGUGCCGGCGAGAGCUGGACAAGGCCGAGUCGGAGAUCAAGAAGAACAGCUCCAUCAUCGGGGACUACAAGCAGAUUUGCUCCCAACUGAGCGAGAGGCUGGAGAAGCAGCAGCUGGCGAACAAGGCCGAGAUCGAGAAGAUCCGGCAAAAGGUGGAGGACUGCGACCGCUGCCGGGAGCUGUUCAGCAAGGAGGGGCGGGUGAAGGCCGCCGGCGUGGCCCGCGAGGGCGCCGACGAGGAGCCCAACGAGGAGCGGGAGGCCCUGUGCAACCAGCUGCGCGAGAUGGAGCUGGAGCUGGCGCAGACCAAGCUGCAGCUGGUGGAGGCCGAGUGCCGGAUCCAGGACCUGGAGCACGACCUGGGGCAGGCGCUGAAUGAGGUGCAGGCCUCGCGGAAGACCUGGUUCAACCGCACGCUCAGCUCCAUAAAGACGGUGACGGGGGUUCAGGGGAAGGACACGUGCUGAGCGGGCAGCCCCCGCGGACGCCUUCUGGUGCCCCCUGGCCGGACGCCGUGCGGGGAGAGGACAGACUGUACAUAGACACAGGAAACACAGCAGCGCAUGCCGGGGCUCGUCCACAGGUCAGUGGCCCAGGCCGGAUGCGCCGCCCACGCCGUGGGGCUCGUGGCAAGACACGGGGUCUUCAUACUACUGAUUAUUUAACCGGGGGGAUGUAGCUGUAGCCCGAAGUUCUUUUCGGAGGAAGAUUAAAACACUCCAUUCUACAGUCUGGCUGGAGGCAUUUUGCAGGCCGCGGUACGACAACUUACCCAAACCUCUAACUUAUUAAGUUUACAGAUGAGAUUUUUUUACAGUUAGGACUUUUUAAAGAUUUUAUUUGAAAGGAAUAGGGAAAAAUUAACUCUUCUUCAACAAGAAGCUACUUCCAUGCUGGAGACCAGGCCGUCGUCGUCCCCCGCCCCGCCUCGGCCAGCAGGGAGCGCGCGGGGUCGUCUCUGGAACGGGCUCUCCUCCUCCAGGUGUGUGCGCAUCUACCUUGGUCCCUCUCACGUCCAGCGUUUCGUUCUGUCGCUAAUCAAUUCUAUGCAACUUGGGGGCGGGGGACCCUCCUUCCCCUCCCCACUUUUUAAAGCACCUGUCCUCAGAGACUGCCUGCCCAGCUCCACAGAAAAGGCCGGGGCUAGCCAGACCAUUCCAGACCCGCACAGUUCAUGCCCCCCUCCCCGUUGUUUCGGGAAGAUUUCGUUAGUGGAACGUCACUCCCCUUGCGGUCGGUGGCGCCAACGUGUCCCGUGGGGUCCGCUGGCCCCUGGGCUCCCCCUGGCCGGGGGUCCAGCCCAAGCCCUGCUCCAGAGCAGGGCCUUUGUACUUGAUUUCCAAGCAUUAAGUAUUAUGACCUCGAUCUCUUCAUUAACUCCUCUCUGCUUUUGCACGGGCGAUUCUGCUUCCGGGGUUCUUUUUUCGUUUUGCACAUAGACGGGAACGGGACAAAAGCAAUUCGGGCAGGGGGCACGUGAGGAAGUGCCCCCUCAGCCGCUGCCAGAGGCGGCUCUCUGUCCGCACUCGGGCUCGCCCGCGCUCGGCGGCUCCGGCUGCUGGGUGGCGCUCGCUCGGCCUCCUCCCUGCCCCAUGCUUCUCAUAACCACACUGGUAGGUACUAACACUGCUUGGAUUUCUGAGCGCUUAGAUAAUCCAAAACUUCUCACCAGAAAAGCUGUAGAAUGGAAGGUUUUUGCACCUUUGUAUUUUUUUUAAUUUAUACUGGUUUGUGCUAUGCUGAAAUAGCUAUUGUUCUCAGCAGAUAAACUUUUAUUGUGUGCAGCGUGUGUCAUAAGCUGGUUACAAUAAGAGGCACUGGUUUGUAUAUAAAGAUAAUUUGUAUUUCUACGUUAUUUUUCUUGUUGACCAGACUAAUGCUAGCUAAUGCAACCUGAGAAGACGAGAGGUGAGGCCACGUGGUGCCCAGCUUUUAGGAUUUCUCUUCUCCUUAACUGUGUACAUGAAUAUCUUUAUUGUUUAAUAAUACCAAAAAUCAUACCGUAACUCCAUCAAUACUAGACGUGUGGACAUUGUAAUAGAAUAGUUGCAGUGUGUAGACCUUUGAUUGAUAUAUAAACUAGUAAAAUUGUAUUACUAUU